CAAAAAGUGACCAUUAAUAAAUGAAUCUACCUUUUCCUUCCAUCUUCCAGCCAAAGACGUCCGCUUCAUCUUCGCUUAUCAAUGACACAACCUUUUCCUUCAUCUUCCAGCCGUACGUCCGCUCCAUCUCGCUCAAGGGUUCAUGCUCCGAACCAGCAUCUUCCUCCACCAACUGGUCUCGUCUGACGGCGGUAAAGGGCGACGAAGUCCAACGGCAAGGCCUUUAACUCCAUCGUCGCCUCUACCGCUCCCUUCCUCCGCUGCCAGGUCUGGUCCCCACCCUCUUCAUUGGCAAUCCUUUGAUUUUCUUCUCCAUUCUUCUGUCCGUAAAAAUCCGCUACUAGCUAGAUUUGGAACUCCUUGAUCAUUUUCUUUGCAUCGGCUGUUAUAUAUGUAAUCCUAAUUCUAGUUAUAUUAUACAUGAUGUUUUAAUACUUAGAUAGGAAGGUAAAUCAAGGUUAGAAAGUAAUUAUAUUUAAUGGACUCUAAUUGAUUUAUUCAAUUGGAUCAUUAAAAUAGGUCUGGCCUGUUUCAGUCUUAUUCUCUUUUGGGCCUGAUUUAUUCCUUGGUGAGCUCGGUUCUCCUUAUCUGACCCAGCUCUUUCUCUCGCAUAUAAAGGGUCUCCUUCUUACCUUCUAGAGACAUCUUUUGCGUCAUUUUUACUAAACCCUAAUACAGAGAGGCGAUAGAGAGAGAGAGAGCUUGCAAAGUGUUAACCUCUGGUUUUCUUCUUCGUGAUCUGUGAUACACUUGAGUCCAGAAUAAGCUGAGAAAGGCGAGGAUUAAACCGUGUGGUGAAGCGUAGAUCCAAAGCAGUUGAUUCGAGUCCAAGAAUCUGAUAACUCCUGGGUUUUGAUAGUUUCGUUCGGUUAUUUCUGUUCCUUUUCUUAUUUUAUUCGUAUGCUUAUUUUUGGCUGAUUCUUGUGUGUUAGAUCUGUUAUUUUUGUUCCUUUCUUUGCAACCAUCUGUGUAUUCAAACUAUUUUGAGCUAGUGGAUUCUUGGGACCGGGUUUCCCCUGUUGAAACCCCGCAGAGUAGGAUUUAUCCGAACUGCGUCAACAUAUCGUGUGUUCUUUUCUUUAAUUUCUGUUUUGGUUAAACUUGAUAAUUGAAUCCGAUAUUUUGAUUGUGACUAUCGAUAUAGUCUGUGAACACCGGCAUCUGGGAUUUCAGAUUGGGGGUCGGCGGCGGUGCAAAAUGAUUGGGAAAGCUGGGGAAGAGGUGGGGCAGGUUUGUUCGGGAAUUGGACUAAUAAGGACGGCGACAAGGUAGGGGAUAGGUGUUGAUGGGUGUUGAUGUUGGGGGCAACGGCUUAGCCAUCGUUGCUGGUAGGCUUGGCCCCGUUUGGGACAGGGGAGAGCUGAAUUGGGGCCGAACCGGUGGGGGCUAUUGCUGCCUAGGUGGCCUGGGGGAUAGGGUGUGGCGGUGGUCGGAAGGGGCAGCAGCAGUGGUCAAUUGACAGGCGACAAUUGCCAAAUUAGGCGGAGCGGGACUGCGUCAGUUAUUGAUUGGCGGUGCUUGUCGGAGAUGUUGGGACGGUGGUGGGUUCACUGACCGGAGUCACUGGAGGCGGUGUGACUUGGCUCAGGUGUGUCACUUGCGGCGAUGUCACUAGUGGCAGUGUCACCGGUGGCGGUGUCACUGUGGCUAAAGGUUGGGGCGGAGACAUCACUACGGAGGUGUCACUGUGAUCGGCUACGGUAGAGAUGUCACCGCGGAGAUUAGCCGUGCAAAUGUCACUACAGAAAUGUCACUGCGGAGAUGUCGCUGUGUAUUAGUCUCAUUUUUGUCAAAAUGUAAUUGUUGUCAUUUUUUUGGAAUCAACUUUAAUUUAGUAAUAUUAAGGGAAUAACCUCUUAGUAAUAUCCAUGUAAAACACCCUCGUAAAUGUGACUAUUAUUAAUAGUCAUCAAAAUAAUAUUAUAAAAUAGCAACAAUAUUCAUAAUGAUAUUUCUUAUCAUUAUUAUUUUUGUCAUAAUUUUUAUCAUUAUUACACUAUUAUUAGUAAUUUUAUUUAAUUUCAAUUAAUAUUUCUAGUUUUGAAUAAUUAUUAACAACUUAAAUAAUAUGGUAAUAUUGAAGGGUAUACUAGACACUUAAUAUAAGAUAAAAAGUCACUGUGAAAAGCUAAAGUAUUUUUCUCAUUUUUAGUUUUUUCUCUUCAUACAGUCGAAUGAAUUGUGGUUCAUCGAACGCUGAAAAUAAUCGUUUGACAUAGUCAAACAAUCAAAAUCAAUCCAAAAAAAUUAAAAAUACUCUCUUUGUUCCGUUAAGAUUGUUCUAUUUUUUUGGUCCGUCUCACUAAUAUUGUCUCCUAUCAAUUUCGGUAAAUUAUGUGUGUUUCAAGUCAUUCUUAUUUUAUUUUUAUUUUAUCAAUUCAAUAUUAACUACAUAAAUUUAUUUUUAUUAAUAACCGCACUACCUACUCAUGUCUUCAUAUUAACUGGAUGGAACUAAUAACGAAACACCCCUUAAUCAAUUUGUAAAAAGCCGCUGCCUUUUUUUGGCCUUAUUUUAUGAAUAUUACUAAAUAAAGGCUUGAAGACAAAAAAGUGAUCACAUGAACAAAAUUCCAAAAAUAUGACUAGUAUCAAGUGACUUGCAAUUUUAGUGACUGAAAUUAGACCAAAUAGUGACCACUCGUGCAGUGACUUCCGUCACCGCCCCGAUUAAUGAUUGACGUUGCCGCUCUAAUAAGUGACUGUUGUCGCCCAUCCGGUGACUGCAGCCACUGCCCGUCCAGUGACUGCCGCCACUACCCGUCCAGUGAUUGCCGCCACCGCCCGUCCAGUGACUGCUGCUGCCCCUGAUCAGUGACUGCUGCCGUCCCCGAUCAGUGACUGCCACCGCCCACCGGUCACAGUGACACGCCAUCUCCGGCCAUAGUGACAUGCCAUCUCCGACCACACCAAUCCAUCCCUCCCAUACUCCUCACAACCCCGUCCCCAGCCCACCUCGCCAUAGCGUCGCCGCCGAGCAUCACCGCGGACCAUCGCCGCCAACCACUGCCCCCUAGAAUGUCGAGCAUAACCCUUAUGAAGGACUCCAAGCUUCUAAUUAUCAAUCAACAAAGAAACACACUUCCUAUAUUAUUGCAAAAGAUACGGACUUCCCAGACAAACUAUUCAUUCAAUGUAUAGUGGAUUUUUUUAGAAAAGUAUUCACUACAACUCAGACAAAUCCCUUUGAAGUUCCGUCUAAUUAUAAUAACAAGAACAUCAAGAAUGAUGACAAUAUAGACUUAUAUGUACAAACACACAUAAACAGAAGAACAGUGCUAAAAAUCAGGUCAACUAUGUAUAUUUGAUGAAAGAAUUACAGACUUAAAGCAAUCCGUAGCAUGGAAUACAACCAUCGCACCUCUAUCAGCAUCAACGGCUCUAGGUCAGAUGCGUCGCCCACCAAGGAUGGCGGAUAUGGAACCGGUGACCCCUCCCCCGCCAAAGUCACAGCCACCACUAUGGCCGGCCAACGACCCCCUCCAGCCACCCAAUCACUGGCACACAUCAACUCCGAUGAACCUAACUAGCCCCAAUCUACUCCCCUGAGCCCAAGCCCACCACUGUCCGACCCAAACCAACCAGAAGAGAUCUGGCCGUCUGCAACCAAGUCGGACUAGAAGUCGUCUCUAGGGAGACGUCGUCAUCCACGAAGAAAUGAAAAGAAGGGACCACAUCGGAGAUGAUAGCACACCUGGGAGGCUGCGGCCAACAACGGUAGUGGGGGGCUGCGGCCAACAACGGUGGUGGUUGGUGGAAGCGGCAGAUCAACAACGGUGGAGCGCAGAGGAGCUUCGUCCGAUCUCGAGGGAAGACGACGAUCUGGGAGAAGCUUGGUCUGAUCUUCGAGGGAAGACGACGAUCUGGGAGAAGCUCGGUUCGAUCUUGAGGGAAGUCGACGAUCUGGGGCAAGCUUGGUCUGAUCUUUGACAAAUCCAGCAUCACGGCGGAGCAUAUGGAAGAGGAGCUGAUCUGAGAGGAAGACAACAGAUCUGGCCAUCUGGGAGAAGCUCUUCGAUCGAGCACAAAGAAGUCGAGCGCAGAGGGAGGUGGGCGAUUUGUUUUAAUCUCUUUUUUGUCCAACUCAAAUUUGGUCAUAUUUUUGUCCAUUAAAACUUGAUAAGUAAUAUUUGUGUUGUUUCCUAACAAGACUUAUGAUUUGCUGAUUUGGAUAUUUUUACUUAUCUUGGGCCUUUGUUUAUUGGGCUUCUUUUAUUAGCAUAUACAUAGUAUAUAUAGCGUAGGCCUAUUGUAUUUUAGAUAGAAGAUUGAUUUCAGUUGUAAACAAAAACCUAUUCCGCAAACUCUCUCUGCGUUCUUCUUCUUUUGACAUUCUCUUAGAUUUUGGUAUUCAUUCACAAAUUCAUCAGAAUUCUUGAAUCCAAUCAUUAACAUGGUAUCAGAUUAGGUUACGAUCUUCAUCAUCUUUUCUGAUUUCUUCUUCUUCGAUUUCUAUAAUCGAUCUUUUCUGAUUUCUUCUUCUUCGAUUUUCAUAUCAAACCCUAAUUUUUCGCACAAAAUUCUGUUGCGAUGAAUCAAUCUACUAUAUUCCCUCUCACUCCUCUUGAAGAUCCUUCCUCUCCGUACUACCUGCAUCCUAGUGACCAUGUCGGUCUGCGUAUUAUCUCUGAGACACUUCAUGGAGAUAAUUUCAAUGCUUGGAAGAAGUCGGUUGUGAUGGCUUUUUCUGUGAAGAACAAAAUGGCGUUUCUGGAUGGUUCCAUUGAGCAGCCGAGUCCAGAUAACUCUUCAUCCUAUGCUGUAUGGUAUCGUAUCAAUGCUCUCUUGUUAUCUUGGUUGAUUUACUCUAUUGCGCCUGAACUUCGUUCUACUUUCUUAUACUUUACUGUUGCGAAAGAACUCUGGGACGAAAUUAAACUUAGAUAUGGCAAGUCUGAUGGUCCUAGGCUUUUUUAUCUUGAAAAAACCCUAGGUAAUAUUUCUCAGGGCACUCAGACCAUUACUUCUUAUUACAAUUUUUUCAAAGGUCUCUGGGAUGAAUAUGUAGACUUCAAAACCCUUCCUCCUUGUUCCUGUGGCCUUUGCCUUUGCAAAAAUCAUGAAAAAUAUCAAGAAUUACUUCAGAAAGAAUCUGUGCAAAAAUUUCUUGUUGGAUUAAAUGAAUCCUACUCACAUUUGAGAAGCCAAAUACUUCUUCAAAAACCUUGUCCUAAUCUUUCUUCUGUUUAUUCCUUCUUUCUCCAAGAAGAAUCUCAAAGAACACUUCAAUAUCCUGCCAAUUCUGUUCCUUCUAUUCCUGAUUCUUCUAAAAACUUUGAUACUUCUGCCAAUGAUUCCACUACUUUCCUUGUCAAAAAUCAAAAUUAUAAGAAGAAAUCCUCUGUCAUUUGUAACCAUUGUGGUUACCAAGGACAUUCUGCUGACAAAUGUUUUCAAAUCAUUGGUUAUCCACCUAAUUGGAAAGGACCUAAAGGACAAAGAACUGCUCCUGGAUUUCAACAAUCAUCUUAUUCUAACAAGAACAGUCAGGCUCAUCUUGCCAAUACAUCUGUUGAUUCUUCUUCUAAUGACAUGGACCUCUGUGAUCCUACUCUGUAUAACAAGUUUCUAGAAUUUAUAAAGAGCCAGAAUGACAAAGCUUCUGCUCAUGUUGCUGUGGUUGCACCUGCCACUGAUCAAUCUCCUCCUAAUGAUUCUAAUUUCUUAGGUAAUCAUUAUGUCUUUCUUUCCACCAUUACACCUAUUAUAUGGAUUCUUGAUACUGGAGCUUCUGAUCACAUGAUUCAUGAUUUUACUUUAUAUACUUCUUCACCCAAACCUAUUUCUAUUAAAGUUCAAUUACCAACUGGUUCCUUUAUUACUGCAACUCAUAUAGGAGAUGUUAAGAUUAACAAUAAUCUUACUCUUCAUAAUGUUCUUUAUGUUCCUAAGUUUAACUUUAAUCUUAUAUCUAUUUCCAGUUUGGCAUUACAUGAAAAAAUAUCUAUUCAUUUCUCUUCUAAUCAUGCUACUUUGCAGGAUCAUCACACCAACACAAUGAUUGGUUAUGUUGAUCUCAAAAAUGGCUUAUAUCUCUACAACUCUGCUGAUUCUUUUACUCAUCAUAAAUCUGCUGUUGUUAAUCAUGUUCAUAGUCAAUGUUCUGACUCUAAAUCUGAUAUUUGGCAUUAUAUAUUAGGUCAUCUUCCUUUUAAUAAACUGAAUGCUAUUGUUGAUUGUACUGUUUCUUACCAUAUAAAUAAAGAUACUGCAUGUGACAUUUGUCAUUUUGCUAAACAAAAGAAAUUACCUUUUACUGAAAGUGUUUCUCAUGCUUCCAGUCCUUUUGAACUUGUUCAUAUGGAUGUCUGGGUCCCUUUAAAGUGCAAUCUUAUUCUGGUUUUCAAUAUUUCUUAACCAUUGUUGAUGAUCAUACUAGAUGUACUUGGGUUUUCAUGAUGAAAAACAAAACUGAAGUCAAAUUUCACAUGAUGAAUUUUUACAAUCUUAUCCUUACUCAUUUUAAUACAAAAAUUAAAACCAUUAGAACUGAUAAUGGAACUGAAUUUAUUUUUCCAUCCUUUUAUUCUAAUAAUGGCAUCAUUCAUCAACUGUCUUGUGUAGAAACUCCCCAACAAAAUGCCAGAGUUGAAAGAAAACAUCAACAUCUUCUUCAAAUUGCUAGAGCUCUUUUGUUUCAAUCUUGUUUGCCUCUUAUAUUUUGGUCUGAUUGUAUACUCACUGCUGUUCACAUUAUAAAUAGACUUCCUACUCCUAUUUUAAAUAACAAAUCUCCCUAUGAACUUCUAUAUGGUAAGACUCCUGAUUAUUCUCAUUUAAGAGUUUUUGGUUCCCUGGUUUAUGCUUGCUUCUACACUUAAUGCAAAUAGAUCAAAAUUUGAUACUAGAGCUGUCAAGUGUGUUUUUGUUGGGUAUCCUUUAGGAUCUAAGGGAUAUAAACUUUAUGACAUUGUUAAUCAUAAAUUCUUUAUCUCUAGAAAUGUCAAAUUUUAUGAAAUGAUUUUUCCAUAUAGAAAGUUUUCUGAUUCUUCUAAUCCUAAUAAUCAUAUUCAAUCUAAUUCUGAUUCUUUACAUUCUAUUGAUCAUGAUUAUUUUUAUAACUACAAACCAGUUUUUAAUAAUACUUCUGAUGAAUCUGACAAUUCUUCUACUGAUUAUUUACAAAAUCAGAUCAAUGAUGAAACUACUUUAAUGAAUUUACAAAAUUCCAUGCUAAAUAAUGAUUCUAGUGUAUUACAGAACUCUAAUGUUCCAGAUGAUCAUUCACAAAGGAAAUCAACAAGGGUAAGGUCUUUGCCUAAUCAUUUACAAGACUACAGUUAUGAAUUACCUAAUUCCAUAAGUGCAGGUAUUUCUAAUAUUCCUUCAUCUACAUGCAAUUCUGUAAGAUAUCCUAUUACAAAUUAUAUUACCUAUACCAGAUUAAAUGAUUCUCAUUCUUGUUUUAUUGUUGCUUUAUCUAAUAUCAAAGAACCUAAAAAUUUUAAACAAGCUGCAAAACUUCCUGAAUGGCAAACUGCUAUGUCUACUGAACUUCAAGCUCUUGAGAAAAAUAAUACUUAGAUCUUAGUUAAUCCACCCUCUAAUCAGAAUAUCAUUGGAUGUAAAUGGGUCUUUAAAACAAAAUUAAAACCUGAUGGUUCUUUAGAUAAAUAUAAAGCUAGAUUAGUUGCUAAAGGCUAUACUCAAGAAGAAGGCUUUGAUUAUUUUGACACCUUUUCUCCUGUUGUUAAACUGACAACUGUUAGGAUUAUCUUAGCUAUUGCUAGUGCUAAGAAAUGGUUUUUACAUCAACUUUAUGUAAAUAAUGUUUUUUUACAUGGUGAUCUAAAUGAAGAUAUUUACAUGCAGCCACCUCCAGGUUACUUGUCUCCAAAUGAUACAAGGGUUUGCAAGCUUACCAAAAGUCUAUAUGGUCUUAAACAGGCAUCUAGACAAUGGUUUUGUAAGCUCUCUGAUUCACUUAAAUUACUUGGAUAUAAACAAUCUAAGGCUGAUUUUUCCCUAUUUACUAAAAUCACUGAACAUUCUUUCACUGCUAUUUUAGUUUAUGUAGAUGAUCUCAUUCUUGGUGGAAAUAGUAUGAAAGAGAUUAAUGCAGUAAAAGUUUUUCUGAAUAACAAAUUCACUAUUAAGGAUCUUGGAGAAUUAAAAUAUAUUUUAGGAAUUGAAAUUGCCAGAUCUGAUAAAGGUAUUAAUUUGUGUCAAAGAAAAUACACUCUUGACAUCUUAAAUGAAUAUGGUUAUCAAAACUGUAAGCCUUACACUACUCCCAUGGAUUGUAAAAUUAAAUUUUCAAAAACUGAGGGUAUUCCUUUAGAUGAUCCUAAAACAUAUAGAACUUUAAUUGGCAAACUUAUAUAUUUGACUGUUACAAGACCUGAUAUUGCUUAUAGUGUUCAAGUUCUUAGUCAGUUUCUUGCCUUUCCCACUGAUAUUCAUAUGAGUGCAGCUCACAGGAUCCUUAGAUACCUUAAAAAUUCUCCAGGUAAAGGUCUUUUUUAUUCUUCUGUCUCUGAUUUUUCUAUUAAAGGUUAUACAGAUUCAGAUUGGACUGCUUGUAUUGACACUAGAAGAAGUAUUUCUGGUUAUGCUUUUUAUCUUGGUAGUUCUUUAAUUUCAUGGAAAUCUAAAAAACAACAAGUAAUUAGUAGGUCUUCAACUGAAGCUGAAUACAGAGAUGCUGCUAAUGCAGUCUGUGAAGCACAAUGGUUGUAUUAUAUUCUUGCUGAUUUGCACAUUCAGUCUUCUUUACCUAUGCACAUAAUAAAUCUGCAUAUCAUUUGGCUUAUAAUCCUGUUCAGCACCAAAGAACUAAACAUAUUGAAUUUGAUUGUCAUCUAAUUAGAGAAAAAAUAGCUGCUGGUUUGAUUUGUUUAAUCCAUAUUAAAAAUCAGUUUCAACUUGCAGAUAUUUAUACAAAGCCACUUGGGAAUCCAUUGUUUAGCCAAUUUGCAGUCAAGAUGAACAUGCUAGACAUCCAUGCUCAUCUUGAAGGGGCGUAACAAGACUGGUGAUUUGCUGAUUUGGAUAUUUUUACUUAUCUUGGGCCUUUGUUUAUUGGGCUUCUUUUAUUAGCAUAUACAUAGUAUAUAUAGCGUAGGUCUAUUGUAUUUUCAGUUGUAAACAAAACCUUAUUCCGCAAACUCUCUCUGCGUUCUUCUUCUUUUGACAUUCUCUCAGAUUUUGGUAUUCAUUCACAAAUUCAUC
Messenger RNA from Cuscuta europaea, 9171 nucleotides. The record is from the annotation of a GenBank genome assembly. Lineage: Eukaryota; Viridiplantae; Streptophyta; Magnoliopsida; Solanales; Convolvulaceae.